Molecule: messenger RNA, 2795 nt
Organism: Stegodyphus dumicola
Lineage: Eukaryota; Metazoa; Arthropoda; Arachnida; Araneae; Eresidae
Molecular function (GO): sequence-specific DNA binding
Source: RefSeq, a predicted model, not a curated record
ACUUUUACUUUCCAUGCACUAUUGCUUAUUCCGAAACUGGUUUCGCAUCCAUUGCAACCAUCUUAUUUAAGAAGACUCAAAAUACGUUUUACCUGGAUGUUAUAAGGAUUGUAUUUUUAAGACUUUGAUGCAGGACUUUCUUUUGCUUUUAUCAGAGCAAAUGAUGUAUAAUUAGCGUUACACGUAGUAGUGAUAUUUAAAUUAAUAAUAAAAAAAUUGAAGCAUUUUGAUAGUAGAAAUGCUAAAAUUUCUCAUUUUAUUCUAUGACACUUAAAUAUACAAGAAAUAAUUCAUCUAUAAAUUAAAAUUUUAGUUAAUAAACAAUGGAAAAGGAUUGUUUAAUUCCUGCAGGGGAAUUUAUUGCAAUUGAGUCACUUGCCCAUGUAUCACAGAAAUUGUAAUGGAAUGGAAAUAAUGCAAAUAUAUAGCAAUACUAUAAAAGUCUCGAUUAAAGCAGCAUCCUUCAUACUUUUAUCGAAAUUAGCAAAUCGAUUACAUUUUCUCAAUAAAAAAUGUUCUAACAUCUACUAUUUCAGGCACGUAGCCAGGGGUGGGACGUAACCAUCGAGACUGAAGGCCUCUGCACUCCCUCCCCUGAAAGCUUGUGACGUCACACAGCUCGAUCUAACCGCCGAGACUCCAAACCUGUUUUCGCGCGGCGUUAACUUGCUUCAUUUGUGUUCGGGCGCCUUGGUUCGGUUGUUAUUUUGUUCCAGGACUGGUAAUUAAUUAAAAAUCGUAUAUAAGCUAAGCUUCCAAACAGUUGUGAAGAAUGCCUCAUCCUUGUUGCGUUCCCGGGUGUAAAGGAAAUUAUAAAAGUGGCCCAAAAGUUCGAGUAUUUGGAUUUCCGAAGAAUAAGCAAGAUUCAGCUAAAUGGCUACGCGCCAUACGAAGAGAUAAUUUUGUGGUUACUCCUCAUAGUAAGGUUUGUGAACUACAUUUUAAUGGCUGUGAUUUUGAAUACAACAAUAGCGCCUUCGAUCAGCGAACAGGUUGUCGAAUAACAGUUCCCUAUAAAAAUCCAAGGCUAAUAAAAGGGAGAGUGCCAUCUAAAUUUCCCAAUUUGCCAGGAUAUUUAUCAUCGAAUUCCAAGACACCAAGGGAAGGUCCAGAUGAGAGAAGGAAACGCCAUGAGGAGGAUUAUUUGAAAUUGGCUUUACAGAAGAGUGCUGCAGAACAAAAGAACUAUGACUCUAGAAGAAUGUUUUCCUCGCUGGAUGAUUUACAUGCAAAAAUAGAAUAUAUUGACACUUCAGUGUGGACUGUUUUUAGAAAAACUGACCAGAUAAUUUUUGCAAAAAUUAUAACAGAUACAGCUCCAGUGAUAGAAUGUUCACUUGUAAUAGAUGAUAAACUUUCUACAAGUGCAUACAUAUAUGAGACUCAAGUAUAUAAAUUAGGUACGUACUCUUUUCCUUUAAAUAUAAGCCACAUAGACACCCUUAACAACAUUUUUGAAGCUUUAAUUAAAAGUGUAUGUGUAAAGAAAAGCGAUGCAACAGAUAUUAUGAAAACUGUUAUCUAUUUACUAAAAAAAAUGAUGAAAUGUGAUGGUAAUGAAAUUUUAAAACUGCAACUAAAAUUUAUUGAAGAGCAAUUAUCAUUGUGUUUUUUAAAUAAGAAUGGUCUCAGGUAUUCUUCUGACCUGAUGAUAUUUUCUGCUCUCUUUUUUAACAUGGCUCCACAUGCGUAUAAUUUUGUUCGUAAUAGUAAAAAUAUUUUAUUACCACAUCCCUCUACAAUUUGUCGCAUUUGCCUGUCGUAUGAUGUGAAACCAGAUGCCGAAACAUUGAAUUCCAAUUUUUUAAUGUAUGUAAGACACAAAUUUAAUCUUUUGGAAGAUAAUGAUAAAAAAGUAAUUUUGAUGAUUGACGAGAUACAUCUAAAACAGCAUUUAGAUUAUAAGGGCGGUAACAUUUGUGGUUUGUCUUAUGACAAUAAAAAUUUGGCAAACAGUGCCCAUGUAUUUAUGAUUAGCAGUUUGCUAUCAAAAUACAAAGAUGUCAUUCAUAUAUUGCCAACCAAUAAAAUAAAUGCUGAAAUAAUACAUGAAAUUGUAAAAAAAAAUUAUUAUUGGUUUAGAAGAAAUUGGUUUUUUUGUAAUAUGUGUCGUAACAGAUAAUAAUUCUAUUAACAGAAAAUGUAUGUCAUUAUUUGUUUCACCUCUCCAAAUACGAAUCGUAUAUCCUCACCCCUGUGGCAAUUCUAGACCUCUUUUUUACUUAGUUGAUACUGUUCACUUAUUGAAAUGUGUUCGUAACAACUGGGUCAAUCAAAAAGGUGAAAAAUGUAUGUAUUUCCCAUCAUUUAAUGAUAUUAAUCAAACCUCUUUGAAAACAGCAUCAUGGAAUGCACUUAAAAAAAUGCAUAAACUUGAAUUUAACUCCUUGGUAAAAUAUGGUUUUAAUUUAUCAUAUAAAGCGUUAAAUCCCUCCAAUCUUGAGAAACAAAAUGUUAAACUUGUGUUACAAGUUUUCAGUGAUUAUGUAAAGAAUGGCCUUUUAGAAAUAGGUAAACAAAAUAAUAUUGCACAUUUCCAAGACACAUCUGAUUUUAUUAAAUAUUUGUAAUAUGGUGGAAUAUAGUUAACGUUAAAUCGCCUAACAAAGGCAUGCGUUUAAACAAUGUAUAUCAAAACCCGCUAACAAAUUCGGAAAAUGAUGAGAAAAAAAAUAUUUUUACAUUAUUUUUUAGAUUGGUUAGAGCGUUGGGAAAAAUUCAAUUGUGAUACAGGCAUCUUCAGUAAAGAAACUCAUUCUGCAUUAAAAUUAAGUACCUAGUCAUUGCUUGAAGUA